CGCUUUGUGAACGCUCGUUGUAUUAUAUAGGAGCUCGCCAUGACUCGGACAGUGGAGGUGGAUGUACAGGAGCACGGAAACACACCGGCUAAUGUGAUUCCUUCUGAUGGCACAGAUAGAAAUGGGAACUACAGCUCCAAAACAUAUGACACUGUUUGUAAUGAAAACAACAAGAAACUUAACCAAAGUUUUGAAAGUGAGUCAAGUAAACGUCAAGCAAAUGAAAUGACCAAUUUUAUGGAUGAUCUGAGCUUGAAUUCACCAAAAGAGAGGCCAUCUCGCUCAAGGUCCAAGACCCGUUCUAUCAAACGCAGGUCUUCAAGUACCUCCAGUAGCUCUAGCACCUCCAGCAGCUCUAGCAGCUCGAGUAGUGGAUCCAGCUCUUCAUGGUCUUCACAGUCAAGUAGUGGGAGCAGGUCUCGAUCUGAUUCACGUGAUAGAAAAUACAAGCAUAAAAGAAGCAGGAGGAGCUCCAGAUCAUAUUCUCGUGGCCAUUCAAGAUCUUACUCGAGAAGCUUCUCCAGAAGUCGUUCUAGAUCAUACAGCCCACGCCAGAGAAGAAGAUAUUCAUCUGCUUACAGAAGACAUUACAGGUCUCCUCCUCGAUACAGGUCACGUAGCAGGUCACAUUCACGUUCAUAUUAUAGAAGUCGCUAUUCAAGAAGCCGCUCUCCAUCACAUAGUAGAAAAUUCUAUGGCUUUGUGAGGCGUCCCUACUCUCCUACAUUCAGGAGUUGGAGAAGUCGUUCAAGGACCCGUUCUCGCAGCAGAACACCACUGCGCCUAAGUGAGAGAGAAAAGUUGAAGUUGUUGGAAAUUGCAAAAAUGAACGCCUCUAAAGCCCUCGGAAAGGACGUUGAACUACCAGAUAGCCUAAAGAAAGUUACAGAGGUUAGUUUAACCGUUUGUGUUUUUUCAGUGUUCAAAGCAUCUUGA
Messenger RNA from Nanorana parkeri, 936 nucleotides. It is a transcript of the gene RSRP1, whose product is annotated as arginine and serine rich protein 1. The record is from RefSeq and is a predicted model, not a curated record. NCBI's taxonomy places the organism in Eukaryota, Metazoa, Chordata, Amphibia, Anura, Dicroglossidae. The transcript is spliced from 4 exons. The coding region runs from base 40 to 936 and encodes 298 amino acids.